UGGGGGAACUCCCAUCGCGAGUGUCUUCACAUGCGCAGGCGCAUAACGCAUGGGUGGAAGUCACCACGUGGGAAUCUAGAAAGAUGUCUACUGCUGGUCAGCUUCUUGUUGGUGGAGAAAGAACUACUGGAGAGAGCAUCCGUAGUCAAAAUGUAAUGGCUGCUGUGUCAGUGGCCAAUAUAGUGAAGACAUCACUUGGCCCAGUCGGAUUGGACAAAAUGCUAGUGGAUGAUGUCGGGGAUGUCACGGUGACAAAUGAUGGUGCAACAAUACUGAAACUAUUAGAAGUAGAGCACCCAGCUGCCAAGGUCCUCGUUGAGCUUGCCGAGCUACAGGACCAAGAGGUCGGAGAUGGAACUACCUCUGUGGUGAUCAUCGCAGCCGAGCUACUGAAGCAUGCAGAGGAGUUAGUCUCUUACAAGAUCCACCCCACAUCCAUCAUCACUGGAUAUCGGCUGGCCUGCAAGGAAGCGUGCAAGUACAUUCAGGAGCACCUCUGUAUCAAGGUGGACGAGCUCGGACGAGAUUGUAUCAUCAACGCUGCCAAAACAUCAAUGUCUUCAAAGAUCAUUGGAGCAGAGUGUGACUUCUUCUCCAACAUGGUGGUGGACGCUGCCAUGGCAGUGAAGAGGACCAACCAGAGGGGGGAGAUCAAGUACCCAAUCAGUGCCGUCAAUAUUCUCAAGGCCCACGGGCGGAGCUCCUCCGAGAGUGUGCUUAUCAAUGGUUAUGCUCUCAACUGCACUGUAGCCUCACAAGCCAUGCCUAAGCAAGCGAACAAAGCAAAAAUAGCCUGCCUGGACUUUGCCUUGAAUAAAUCCAAAUUGAAGCUGGGCAUUUCAGUGGUGGUCGACGAUCCCGAGAAGCUGGAGGCCAUCAGAAAAAGGGAGGCUGACAUCACCAAGGAGAAGAUAGAGAAAAUACUGGCGUCAGGCGCAACGGUGGUACUCACCACGGGGGGCAUCGAUGACCUUUGUCUCAAGUACUUUGUGGAGGUUGGGGUCAUGGCCGUACGGAGGUGCAAGAAAGAGGAUCUCAAGAGAAUAGCCAGAGCCACUGGAGCCACUCUGGCAAUAUCUCUAGCCAACCUGGAGGGAGAUGAGAGCUUUGAUGCUUCCCUAUUGGGCUCUGCAGAGAGUGUCACUCAAGAGAGAGUGUGUGAUGAUGAACUUCUCUUGAUCAAAGGUCCCGGCUCUAGAAGUGCUGCAUCCAUCAUCCUCCGUGGUGCCAAUGACUUCAUGGUGGACGAGAUGGAACGCUCUGUACAUGAUGCUCUGUGUGUUGUCAAGAGAGUGCUGGAGUCCAACCAGGUGGUCCCAGGGGGCGGGGCCGUAGAGGCUGCUCUGUCCAUAUACCUGGAGAAUUUCGCCACUUCCAUUACAUCCAGAGAACAGUUGGCCAUUGCCGAGUUUGCCAGUACUCUGUUGGUGAUCCCCAAGACAUUGGCUGUAAACGCUGCCCUGGACUCCACCGACCUCGUGGCCAAACUGAGAGCUUUCCACAACGCGUCUCAAACUAUGGCCGAGAGAGAGAACCUCAAGUGGUUUGGACUGGAUCUAAUAGGAGGUGUUGUGAGGGACAACAAGAAAGCGGGUGUGUUAGAGCCAGCCAUGAGCAAGAUAAAGAGCAUCAAGUUUGCCACCGAGGCCGCCAUUACCAUUCUAAGGAUUGACGACAUGAUCAAACUAGUCCCUGAGCAAAAAGACGAGAACACUUAUGCCGAUGCUGUAGCUAGGGGAGACAUGUAGAUACCCAGGUUGUGUGUGCAUAUACUCUUAUUGUAGCCCAUCUCUUAUGUUAAUUGCGUUAUAAAGUGGAUUAUUUCAUGUCAUAUCUCUAGCCUCAUUCUCAGGCCUUCCUUUUAUUGCUGA
This is a messenger RNA of Halichondria panicea, 1871 nucleotides long. Its product is annotated as T-complex protein 1 subunit alpha-like. Gene Ontology annotation, cellular component: chaperonin-containing T-complex. Gene Ontology annotation, molecular function: ATP binding; ATP hydrolysis activity; ATP-dependent protein folding chaperone. Gene Ontology annotation, biological process: protein folding. The record is from RefSeq and is a predicted model, not a curated record. The coding region runs from base 84 to 1748 and encodes 554 amino acids. The transcript has 11 exons. Lineage: Eukaryota; Metazoa; Porifera; Demospongiae; Suberitida; Halichondriidae.